GACUGUUUUGAUGCAAUAAUUGAUAAUAAUUGAGAGCGCUAGUGCAGCCGUUACAUCGAGCCGAUCCUUGAUGCAACAAUUAUACAAAUUGUAGAAAAAUAUUUAAAUAUGGCCGGAGGAAAAAAUAGUCAAGGUGGAUUUCAGCCGGAUUCCGAUGUUCAUAUUACUUUCGAAGAGCAACAAAAAAUUAAUAAAUUUGCAAGGCAAAAUGCAAAAUUGGAAGAUUAUAAAGAAGAGCUUAAAGUCAAGCAGAAUGAAUUGAAGAACUUGGAAGAUGCUUCUGAUGAAUUGGCUCUUAUGGACGAUGAUGUAAAAAUACCAUAUUAUAUUGGAGAAGUAUUUGUUCAUCAAGGCCUUGAAAAGACACUGAAUUGUUUGGAAGAUGCUAAAGAUAAGAAAAAAACAGAAAUUACAAAUUUGGAAAGCAAAUGUGCAGAUUUGAAGACUAUCAUGAGCGAAUUAAAAACGCAAUUAUAUGCAAAGUUUGGAAGUCGUAUAAAUCUUGAAUCAGAAGAAUCCGAUUAAUCUUUUUAGUAAUGCAUUUUUAUUAUUAUUAUUAUUAUUAUUAUAUUUAAUAUUAUAUAUAGUAUUAAAGAAAUUAUAUUAUCAUUUGCCACACAUUGCAAUUUCUAUUGAAAUUUUUAUAGAAAAAUAAAUAAAGUUUAAGUUGAAUUUUU
This is a messenger RNA of Cataglyphis hispanica, 677 nucleotides long. RefSeq names its product prefoldin subunit 4 (gene Pfdn4). The record is from RefSeq and is a predicted model, not a curated record. Bases 109 to 525 code for a protein of 138 amino acids. Gene Ontology annotation, biological process: protein folding. Gene Ontology annotation, cellular component: cytoplasm; prefoldin complex. The transcript is spliced from 4 exons. Lineage: Eukaryota; Metazoa; Arthropoda; Insecta; Hymenoptera; Formicidae.